UUUAAAAUGGGACGAUGGGGCCGACAAAGUCCCAUACUAGAACCGGAGCCACCACCACCGGCAUCACCGCCACCAUUGCCACCGCGCCAUCAUGCCUUUAUGCGUCAAUCGAGUUUUACGAAAAUUGGCAAUAUGCUGAACACGGCCAUGAAUGGAACCAAAAAACCUCAAAGUAAUGGAGAAGCUAGUUGGUGCUUCUCACAAAUAAAAGGAGCCUUAGAUGAUGAUGUAACUGAUGCAGAUAUCAUAUCCUGCGUUGAAUUUAAUCACGAUGGUGAGUUGCUGGCAACUGGUGAUAAGGGUGGACGUGUCGUUAUUUUCCAGCGUGAUCCUGCAUCGAAAACGGCAAAUCCACGACGUGGUGAAUAUAAUGUCUAUUCGACAUUCCAAUCGCAUGAACCCGAAUUCGAUUAUCUCAAAUCAUUAGAAAUUGAAGAGAAAAUCAAUAAAAUUCGAUGGUUAAGAAGAAAAAAUCCUGCACACUUCCUGCUUUCGACCAAUGACAAAACGGUUAAAUUGUGGAAAGUCAGCGAGCGCGACAAAUCCUUCGAAGGCUAUAACACGAAAGAGGAAAAUGGCCUAACAAAGGAUCCACAAAAUAUUACCGCCUUACGAGUUCCUUCUGUUAAACAAAUCCCUCUUAUGGUCGAAGCAUCACCCAGACGCAUUUUUGCCAACGCCCACACCUAUCACAUCAAUUCGAUUAGUGUUAAUUCAGAUCAAGAGACUUAUUUAUCGGCAGAUGAUUUACGAAUUAAUCUGUGGCAUUUGGAAGUUACCGAUCAAAGUUUCAAUAUUGUCGACAUCAAGCCGACAAAUAUGGAAGAAUUGACCGAGGUGAUAACAGCAGCUGAAUUCCAUCCAACCGAGUGCAAUGUCUUUGUGUACUCAAGUUCAAAGGGGACAAUACGUUUGUGCGAUAUGCGUUCGUCGGCAUUGUGCGAUCGGCACAGUAAACAAUUCGAAGAGCCCGAGAAUCCAACAAAUCGUAGUUUCUUUAGCGAGAUCAUUAGUUCAAUAAGCGAUGUGAAAUUAAGUAAUUCAGGUCGUUAUAUGAUCUCAAGAGAUUAUUUGAGUAUUAAAGUAUGGGAUUUGCAUAUGGAGACAAAGCCCAUUGAAACGUAUCCGGUCCACGAAUAUUUGCGGGCUAAGCUAUGUUCUUUGUAUGAGAACGAUUGCAUUUUCGAUAAAUUCGAAUGUUGUUGGAAUGGCAAAGAUACCUCAAUAAUGACCGGCAGUUAUAAUAACUUUUUCCGUGUAUUUGAUCGUAAUACGAAAAAAGACGUUACCCUAGAGGCCUCCAGAGACAUUAUAAAACCGAAGACGGUGCUAAAGCCACGUAAAGUUUGCACUGGUGGCAAACGAAAAAAAGAUGAAAUCAGUGUUGAUUGUUUAGAUUUCAAUAAGAAAAUUCUACACACCGCUUGGCAUCCGCAAGAGAAUAUAAUCGCUGUGGCAGCCACCAAUAAUUUGUUCAUAUUUCAGGAUAAAUUCUAGCCUACAUUCAUUUAUUAUUAUUACUACUACUAUUACUAC
Molecule: messenger RNA, 1536 nt
Organism: Musca vetustissima
Lineage: Eukaryota; Metazoa; Arthropoda; Insecta; Diptera; Muscidae
Gene: tws
Product: protein phosphatase PP2A 55 kDa regulatory subunit
Exons: 4
Coding region: 7-1497 (496 amino acids)
Biological process (GO): peptidyl-serine dephosphorylation
Cellular component (GO): protein phosphatase type 2A complex; cytosol
Molecular function (GO): protein phosphatase regulator activity; protein binding
Source: RefSeq, a predicted model, not a curated record